AUGAUAGUUUUCAUUUUCUUUGCUGUGGGGCUAUGCUUGGACAAUGAGUCCACUUCCCAAACCAUUGAUUGCACAUAUUUAAGAGAACUCUGCCUAAGUGAUGCAGACGGAUGUAAACAUGCCUGGAGAAUAAUGGAAGAUGCCUGCAAUGUGUCAGAUCCAGGCAACCCCUGCCAGAUGAAGGAUUCAUCCACCCAUAAUUUAAGUAUCUGGUCUUUAGCAGAAAGCAAUUUCCAAUUUAAAAAUUGUCUCUGCUCUGAUGACCUCUACUGUACCAUUAAGAAAUUGCUUGGAAAAAAAUGCAUCAACAAAUCAGAUAACAUGAAAGAGGAUAAUAAGUUCAAGUGGAAUCUAACUACUCUUUCCUAUCAUGGAAUCAGAGGGAUCAGGUCCUGUUUGGAAGUGGCAGAGGAGUGUGUGGCGGAUGUGCUCUGUAACACACAGUUGGCCCUUUACCUGAAAGCUUGCUCAGCAAAUGGAAACCUGUGUGAUGUGAAACACUGCCAAGCAGCCAUCCAGUUCUUCUACCAAAAUAUGCCUUUUAACACUGCCCAGAUGUUGGCUUUUUGUGACUGUGCUCCUUCUGAUGUACCUUGUCAGCAGUCCAGAGAAGCUCUUCACAGCAAGCCAUGUGCAGUGAACAGAGUUCCAGCCCCAACUUGCCUCGAUAUAAUUCACAGCUGCCAAAAUGAUGAAUUAUGCAGGAGGCGCUAUAGAACAUUCCAGGCAAAGUGCUGGCAGCAUGUGAUAAGAAAGUGCCAUGAGGAUGAGACCUGCAUCAGUACCUUAAGCGAGCAAGACCUCACUUGCUCCAGAAGUAAUGACUGCAAAGCAGCUUACAUUGGUACCCUUGGGACAGUCCUUCAAAUGCAGUGCACCUGUAGGACCAUUACCCAAAGUGAAGAAUCCUUGUGCAAGAUUUUCCAGCAUAUGCUUCAUAGAAAAUCAUGUUUCAAUUAUCUGACACUGCAUAAUGUCAAAGGCAUUGCAUUGCAUAAAGGAAAACAUGCAAAGGAAAUAACUCUCAGCGGAUUUCAUUCCCCCUUCAAUGAAGUCAUCUAUGCUAUCAUGUGCAUGGCAGUCACCUGUGGAAUUCUUCUCUUGGUGAUGGUCAAACUGAGAACCUUCAGAAUAUCAAGUAAAACAAGAGACCCUUCACCAAUCCAAAUACCUGGAGGACUCAUGAUUCAUUGA
This is a messenger RNA of Lagenorhynchus albirostris (white-beaked dolphin), 1194 nucleotides long. It is a transcript of the gene GFRAL, whose product is annotated as GDNF family receptor alpha like. Gene Ontology annotation, biological process: nervous system development. Gene Ontology annotation, molecular function: signaling receptor activity. The record is from RefSeq and is a predicted model, not a curated record. Lineage: Eukaryota; Metazoa; Chordata; Mammalia; Artiodactyla; Delphinidae. Gene Ontology annotation, cellular component: external side of plasma membrane; signaling receptor complex.